This is a messenger RNA of Cuscuta epithymum, 1845 nucleotides long. The record is from the annotation of a GenBank genome assembly. Lineage: Eukaryota; Viridiplantae; Streptophyta; Magnoliopsida; Solanales; Convolvulaceae.
GCGGUGUCUUCCUUCUUCUCCACUGCGAUUGGUCUGCAACAAGCUAAGCUAACCAUAACCCGCCAAAUUGUUCAUACAUUCAGAAAAUGAGUUUUGUUUCACAGCUAAAAACCCAUAAUUACUCUCCCUCCAGAAUCCAUUUUGACUGGCCAUCACCGAGCUGUCCACGUUCAGUUCAGCGCCUUCUGAAAUUUCCUACUUCGCGACCCAAGUACUCUGCCAAACAAAGUGUUAUGGUUCGCUCGGAAUUCGAUGCUAAGGUCAAUGCAUUUCUCCAUUCCGAUUCGGAGUCUCGUUUCGUUGACCGGCAAAAAGCACUGGAAGCAGCGAUGGGUGAUAUAAAUAGCUCCUUUGGCAAAGGAAGUGUUACACGAUUGGGAAGUGCUGGUGGAGCUCUAGUAGAAACUUUUCCGAGUGGCAUUCUGACAUUGGACUUAGCUUUAGGGGGUGGCCUCCCCAAAGGGAGAAUUGUUGAGAUAUAUGGGCCAGAAAGCAGUGGGAAGACCACCUUAGCUCUCCAUGCUAUUGCAGAAGUGCAGAAGCUAGGAGGAAAUGCAAUGCUUGUUGAUGCUGAGCAUGCAUUUGAUCCAGCAUACUCCAAAGCUCUGGGAGUAGAUGUUGAGAAUUUAAUUGUCUGCCAACCCGACAAUGGAGAGAUGGCUCUUGAAAUUGCAGACCGCAUGUGUAGAUCAGGUGCUGUUGAUCUCAUAUGCAUAGAUUCUGUCUCAGCUCUCACUCCACGUGCUGAGAUUGAAGGGGAGAUAGGUAUGCAGCAAAUGGGGUUGCAAGCACGGCUCAUGAGCCAAGCUUUGCGUAAGAUGUCAGGAAAUGCUUCCAAGGCCGGAUGUACACUCAUUUUUCUUAACCAAAUACGGUAUAAGAUAGGGGUAUACUAUGGAAACCCAGAAGUCACUAGUGGAGGAAUUGCGCUAAAGUUUUUUGCUUCAGUUCGACUUGAAAUCCGUCCUAUUGGCAAGAUAAAGUCUGCCAAAGGAGAUGAAGAAGUUGGAUUAAGGGUGCGUGUAAGAGUUCAAAAGAGUAAGGUAUCAAGGCCAUACAAGCAAGCAGAGUUUGAAAUUACUUUUGGAGAGGGAGUGAACAAGCUGGGAUGCAUACUGGACUGUGCAGAUGCGAUGGAAAUAGUGACCAAGAAGGGUUCAUGGUAUAGUUAUGGUGACCAUAGGUUGGGACAGGGCAGAGACAAGGCUUUACAGUUCCUGAGAGAAAAUACCCUUCUCUUUGAGGAAUUAGAGAAGAUUGUUGGAUCAUCCAUUGUUGAAGGAAGUGGGCAAGUAGGAUCCCUUUUUGUGAAGCACCACUCACAACAAGAUGGAGAUAUGUUUGAAGAAACCAGUUGACUCCUCCUCAUAUCCAACAUUGAUUAAAAGCACAUGCACAGAAGUUCCAAGAUGAUGCUGUUCGUGUGCUAAUACUAGGGGUUUUUUCGUAUACAUUCCCAUGCUUGUUGCAAGUAGGAUUGCAAAUUCAGCUGCAGCAAUGUGAGAUCAUUUUACCUUGCAGUUGAGCUAAAGCUGGCAAUCCAUUUCUCCGUGUUGAGAGUGAGAGUUUGUGAGAGGGAACGAUCGUACAUUUGUACUAAAGCUAAAUAUUGCUUAAAAAAAUUAAACAAUGACUAUACAUGUCAAUGCCCUUAAUUUUAAUGUCACUUAAUGUCUAACAGUGACAUUGCCAUUAACAUACUGCGACCAUUCUACAUGUCACUAUAAGCGGUAGUGGUAAAUUCUAGAGACUUUUGAGUUUCUCUGUAACUUUUAGGUGGUUUUUUUGUUUUUUUUUUUAAUAUUUCUUUUUUUUUUUGGUUGGUGAUGGCGGUGGAUUUGUGCG